This is a messenger RNA of Aegilops tauschii subsp. strangulata, 1419 nucleotides long. NCBI's taxonomy places the organism in Eukaryota, Viridiplantae, Streptophyta, Magnoliopsida, Poales, Poaceae. The record is from RefSeq and is a predicted model, not a curated record.
AUGGGGAGGCUGCGGAAAGUAUCUCACAAGGAUGUACCACUAGUCCCUUCUCUUGAGAGUGCAGAUUCUCAGCAUGAUAUGUUUGUGCCUAAUGAUUUCGCAGAUGAUUGUUCUAAUCCUAUGUCGUUGGAAAUCUCUAGUGAUGAUGGAGGGCUUGACAAAGCUCUAUUUGACUUCUAUAUGGACCAUAAAGUUAAAUGUUUGAAGAGGAGGUUAUCAUCUGCUGCAAGAAGAAACGUGAGGCUGAAGCGGUCUACUGAUUUGCCUGUCUGUUCCACUUUCACUAGAAAUUCUGGGAAGUUUUUCUCAGGUGUUGUCGAUGGUUUGCGUCCACGCAUCAAAAAGUUUAAGGACUCCACUAAAGUUGCUUCCAAGAGAUCAGUCACGUUUGGUGGUUGUCACUCUGCUUUUGCUGUUUCCUACCUUGACCAUCUUAAUUUUGGUCUUCACUCAAUUUCUGAUGCGAAACCUUGGAUUCUAGCGUGGAGAGGGAACAAAGUCAAACAGUUUGCAGAGCUUGAUAAAAACAAUAGCCGCUCUUAUGGAAAGAGGCCAUUGAAGCGAGGUUCUGUUCAAAAAUCUUCAGCAAGUAAGAGUUUGGAUGUUGAUGCAUCCGAUGUUCCAUUUGCUACCAGAGUUCAGUCAAGUAUUGGUGCUCGUUUGGGCUCUGAGUUUGUUCAGGAACUCGUGGAUCUUGUUCAGGCUAGACAUCAAGAGAAGCCUAAGAUUUUUGUUGAAUGGUCAGAGUCUAUCAUUGCUGAUGUAUUGAAUUGUGUGUUGCAUUCUUCUUUUCUUGCAAACAUUCAUGCUUCCCCGCAAGUUUCUGGCAUUGAGAAUCAUUCGUGGAGCAAGUCCUCUUUUGGCAGUAAGAGUGUUUCUAUUCAAUCUGCUAUCCCCAAUACAAAGUGUGCAAUAUUUGAUGAUAAUUCUGUGCGUGAAGUACAUCCUCAUGGUCCAAAUUUACCCAGUCUUGUAACUCCUGUUAUUCCUGUUGUUGAUGGUGGUAUUCAUAAUCCAGUAGUUCUAGCUGGUUCCACCACUCCUAAAUUGUGUGAUGAGGUUGUGGUUAAUCAAGCUGCUGCUCCAAAUUGUCCUGUCUUGUCCGAAGAUAAAUCAAGAGUUUCGACUCCAGUGCAUUCUAUAUCUGCGAAAGAAAAAUCUUUUCCUCUUUUUGUUGUAGGUGUGGUCCAGGGAAGCUGCUGGGAGGGACCGGCUGGUGGGUUCAUUGUUCUUUUUGUUUACUUGACAACCGGGUCUGACUUUCACAGCCCGACCCGUUUUGUGGGAAAGAGCAGUUUUAUUUUUGUUGGUUGUUUUGUACAAAUACAGAUGUCAUCAGGACAGUGGUCAGAAAAUUUGACUGAUAUUCAUUGGAAAUCAAUCAAAUGACAAAUAGACAGUCCCUAUUUUUUCAACAAA